AUGGAAACCAACUUCUCCACGGCUCUGAAUCAGUCUGCUGAGCUAGAUGAACCCGCUGACUACACCGCUCUUCACACACUCUUGUUGGUGAUGCUUGGGAUCACCUUUGUCCUCGGCAUCCUGGGAAAUGGCCUUGUGAUCUGGGUGGCCGGCUUCCGGAUGCCACGCACAGUCACCACCAUCACUUACCUGAACCUGGCCGUCGCUGACUUCUCUUUCAGUGCCACCCUGCCGUUCCGAAUUGUCUGGAUCAUCAAGAAACAUUGGCCAUUUGGUUGGUUCUUAUGCAAAUUCAUUAUGAUUAUGGUAGAGAUCAACCUGUAUGAAAGUAUCUUUCUGAUCACGCUCAUUGCUCUGGACCGCUGUUGCUGUGUCCUGCAUCCUGUCUGGAGCCAGAACCACCGCACUGUGGGUCUGGCCAAGAAGGUGAUCACUGGAGUCUGGCUUCUUGCCCUGUUCUUUUCCUUGCCAAUUAUCAUCUUCACGAAUACACGGAGCGAUGAGGAUGGGUAUACACAUUGUGACAUCUGCUUUGAAUCAUUAUUGGGUGACACCAUUGAAGAGAUAGAGAAGGUGGCCAUCCCACUGUCAAUAAGCCUCGUGACCAUUCGGUUCAUCUUUGCCUUCAAUAUCCCGGUGGCCGUCAUCACUGUUUGCUAUGGGCUUGUUGCUACCAACAUACGCAAAAGAGGCCUGGUGAACUCCAGACGUCCCUUAAGGAUCCUCACUGCCAUCGGAGUUGCCUUUUUCCUCUGCUGGUUCCCUUUUCAACUGGUGGCCUUGCUAAUUACAGUCUGGUCUACAAGUCAGUUCAGAGAGACCCUUGCAAUACUAUUUGACCUAACAAAACACCUGGCCUUCUUCAACAGCUGCCUCAACCCGGUGCUCUAUGUCUUCGUGGGCCAGAACUUCCAAAAGAGACUGAUCCAAUCCCUGCCUGCCAGUCUGGAGAGGGCCCUGCAGGAGGACCCAGACCAGACUGGUGAUACAGCUUCCACCUCCAUGCCACCCCCUUUAGAUGUUGAGUUACAGGCAAGGUGA
Messenger RNA from Echinops telfairi (small Madagascar hedgehog), 1041 nucleotides. Its product is annotated as N-formyl peptide receptor 2. Bases 1 to 1041 code for a protein of 346 amino acids. NCBI's taxonomy places the organism in Eukaryota, Metazoa, Chordata, Mammalia, Afrosoricida, Tenrecidae. Gene Ontology annotation, cellular component: plasma membrane. Gene Ontology annotation, molecular function: complement receptor activity; N-formyl peptide receptor activity. Gene Ontology annotation, biological process: complement receptor mediated signaling pathway; inflammatory response; positive regulation of cytosolic calcium ion concentration. The record is from RefSeq and is a predicted model, not a curated record. The transcript has a single exon.